This is a messenger RNA of Dreissena polymorpha, 2676 nucleotides long. RefSeq names its product CDP-diacylglycerol--inositol 3-phosphatidyltransferase-like. Gene Ontology annotation, molecular function: phosphotransferase activity, for other substituted phosphate groups. The coding region runs from base 302 to 1084 and encodes 260 amino acids. Gene Ontology annotation, biological process: phospholipid biosynthetic process. Gene Ontology annotation, cellular component: membrane. The record is from RefSeq and is a predicted model, not a curated record. The transcript has 8 exons. Lineage: Eukaryota; Metazoa; Mollusca; Bivalvia; Myida; Dreissenidae.
UGGAGGGUACAUCCCCGUGAAUAAAAUGUCCAAUAACACAUUACCCACGUGGUUUGGAAUCUUAUACUACCUGCUCAUUCUCGUAAUAGAGGAUCGAAAACUGCGCUGCUUGUCACAUACUGAACGAUAUUUCAACAGUGUUAAAGUAAUACAUAUUAUAGUGUCUUAAUGAAAGUUUUACACAAUAAUUUUACCACGAUCGUAGAUACACGAGUGUAUUGUGUUUUACUACGUAGUGCUGUUGUUACAUGUAGUGAUUGAUGACAACAAGUGUGUUAAUGUUUCGACCGGUUUAACACGAAUGGAUUUACAAAAUCAGAGGAAAAAAUCAAAUAAAAGUCAUUCGCCACAUCGUAAAGGGAAUACUACUCAUGUGCUGUUGUAUAUUCCAAACAUAAUUGAUUACAUUCGAAUUCUAUUCUUAUGUCUGUUUUGCUACGUCGCUCGAACAGACAGAUGUGCGGCAGCUCUCUGUUAUUUCGUCAGUUUUGCUUUAGACGAGUUGGACGGGAACCUAGCGAGAUAUCUUGGACAAACCUCCGAGUUUGGCAUGCUAUUAGACAUCCUGAUUGACGAAGCGUCCGUGACGGCGUUGUGUCACGUGCUCGCCACGUUUUAUCCGGUGUACACCCUGGCGUUUCAGAUGUUCUCAAUACUAGAUUUCUGCGGCCAAUGGAGCAUCUAUCAUUUUGCAGCGAGAUUUAGAAAUAACGACUACAAACACCAAGAUAAUUGGCUGACGAAAAUUUAUUUUAACAGCUAUGUGCCGAACCUGUUCUGGGUGUACGGAAAUCACGUGUUCCUGCUGGCCCUCUACCUGGGUCAUGGUGACCCCGGACCCACAGUCCCCAUAGCUGGCUGGCAAGUCGGACUGUGGAAUCUGCUUGCCUACCUCAGCGCGCCUUGGGCCGUGUCCCGCCUGUGCAUUAUGCUUGUCACACUCGUCGACCGAAUGUACCGUCUGGCACUUAUGCAACACCGUAGUUCGUCGCAAGGUGGCGGUGACGUCAAUGGCCACCUGACUCGGAUGACCAAUGGCACGAAUGGAGCACAUAUCCAAAGAUUGCAUGCGAAUGAUGACUGAACGUUGAAAAUAACUAGACAAUCUUUCAUUGACUGCAACGUUAUGCAAAUAUAUUAAUUUUUUUAUUCAAUAUAAUACAAACAAUGUAUACAUGUAUAUGAUCAUACAACAUAGUGAUUGUACAAAGCAAUAAAAUUCAGACAUGUUAUACAAGAUAUGCUAAUAUAUAUUUUGUUUAAAGAGAAAAGAAAAGAACAACAGAAGAAUAGCUAUGAAAAAUGAUGAGUUGUAUAAAGUCGGAAGAAAGCAUACUGGACUUGUGUGUUUUGUUGUAUAUUCACAAUGAUCUUAUAAGAUUGAAAAAAAAUAUACAAAAACAUUUUAGAAAGAUAAACUAACAUUAGAGUGAAAUGUAUAUAAGUGGACAAACAUUAUGAGAAUUUAAUUCGAUUCCAUUUUGUUCAAAGAUUUGUAAUGUGUCAUUACUGAGGGCUAUUUCUUUCUCAAUCUGGAUUCAAUUAAAAUUUGGUACUUGUUUUUUGUACUUCAUGUUUAAGAUAAAAUAUUUCAUCAUUAUAAGAAUAAAAUUCACAAUAUUAUUACAGUCUAUUGAUUUUAAUGAGUAAAUUCUGAAUCUUACAUUUAAGAAAGAUAGUUUAACGUUUAGUUGCUGUUGUUCAAGAAAAGAUACUAAUUGAUUCCAAAUAGGCUGGAUGUGUUUGCACUCCCAAAAAAGAUGUUCUAUAGUUUCGAUGUUUUCACUGCAGAAGUCACACAGAUUUGAGUUAGAUAAUUUGCAUUUAAAGAGAUAUUUAUUUCUAGCUAUAUUUCUAUGGAUGUAUUUAUAUUGAAAAUUUCUCAGUGUGCUUUCAAUAGUUGCUUUAUAUGGCAUGGUAAAUAUGUGUUUCCAAUUAAGUUCAUGUUCUCCGAAAAGGACUUGCCAUGUAUUUUGGGUUUUGGAUUUUUCUGUAGUCUUAAUUUGUUGUGUGUAAAAUAUUUUAUUCGUUUUGUUUUUUUCUUCCAAGUAUGUUUUCUACGAAUUUUGUUUGAGUACAUGGUGUAUUAUUUGUAUUGAUUUCAGAUUUAAUAUGUAUGGGUAUGCUUUUGAUUAGUGUGUAAUACUUCAGGAAAUUAUUUGAAGGUAUUCCGUAUCUGUAGCAUAUAUCAUCAAAAGAGUAGAAAUCCUUAAUUCUGUAGUCAUAUAAUUGGUCGACAUAUUUAAUGCUUCGUUCAAACCAAUCUUUAUAGAAAAACGUCUUAUUGUUUGAAGUUAUGUCUUUAUUGUUCCAUAAAAUAGUUUUACUGCUGGUUUUGGUUUCUAGGUUAUGAGUGACAUCAUGCAAAUAUUAGUAGAAGACGUGUUUUAAAGGAAUAACGGUCCCAUGUUUCUUUGUAUUUAAUAUAAAUGUACAUGUACGCCACACUUAGGUAAUUCCAUGUGCCGGAUAUUAGGUUCCAGUUCCAUGGAUUAUAGAGCACAGUAGUUCUCUACCGUCGAAAUCACAUUAUUUGUAACGAACGAAGUGUUUUCAAAUUGGACAUUGUUUAAUAGAAUUCACCACGUGGCACGUUGUCUGUUUUGUAUCCAAAAUAUAAAUGAUAUGUUACAUGUUAUUGCAUUGUGUACGACUAAAUAAAAAUGUGAAAACGUC